UUAUUUUACCUCUAAUUUCUCUCUCUCUCUCUCUCUCUCUCUCUCUCUCAGUCACACAAACAGUUGAGGAUGGAUAAAAUAUUCGAAAAAAUGGGGCUUGGUGGAUUUUUAUUUUAUUGUCGGCGUCUGUAAGCAAAACCUUUGUAUCUAUAUAAAGUGGGGUUCCCAUGCAUCAAACAUCACAGACUCAUCAGUAUUAUUUGUGCUAAGCAACUAACUCAAGCAACCCGUCCUUGUUCCUUCCCUCAUCAUCACCAGCCAGUUUUUGCAGAUCGUUAAUACAAGAAGAAACUUUUUGUACUAAUUAAUUAAGUGAUCAAGAGAAGAUGUGGAGGAUGAAGUUUGGAGAGGGGGCAAAUGACCCCUUGUUGUUCAGCACAAACAACUUCCAUGGAAGGCAGACAUGGGAGUUUGACCCAGAUGCAGGUACUCCUGAAGAGAGAGCAGAGGUUGAAGAAGCUCGUGAAAAUUUCUACAGAAACCGCUUCAAGGUUCAGCCCAGCAGUGAUCUCCUCUGGCGUUUUCAGAUGUUAAGAGAGAGAAACUUCAAACAAGAAAUUCCACCAGUAAGAAUUGGGGAGGGUGAGGAAAUCACAUAUGAUCAGGCCACAGCUGCAUACAGGAGGGCUGCUACCUUUUGGAAUGCCUUGCAAUCACCUCAUGGGCAUUGGCCUGCUGAAAAUGCUGGCCCAAACUUUUACUUUCCACCCCUGGUCAUGGCUGCAUACAUUCCAGGAUAUCUUAAUGUUAUUUUCACACCUGAGCAUAAGAAGGAAAUCUUGCGUUAUACAUACAACCAUCAGAAUGAAGAUGGUGGGUGGGGAUUGCACAUAGCAGGGCCUAGUAUGAUGUUCACCACAUGUCUUAACUACUGUAUGAUGCGUAUACUCGGAGAUGGCCCCGAUGGCGGUCGUGACAACGCAUGCGCAAGGGCACGAAAGUGGAUUCUUGACCGUGGGGGUGCAUACUAUGCUGCAUCAUGGGGAAAAACUUGGAUGGCGAUCCUUGGUGUGUACGAUUGGGAAGGCAGCAACCCCAUGCCCCCGGAGUUUUGGAGUUACCCUACUCUGCUUCCUUUUCAUCCAUCAAAAAUGUUCUGCUACUGCAGGUUGACUUACCUACCUAUGUCUUACUUUUAUGCCACAAGAUUUGUUGGUCCAAUCACUCCUCUUGUUGAAGAAUUGAGACAAGAAAUUUACCGUGAACCAUACAGCGAAAUUAACUGGAGUACAGUGCGCCAUUCGUGUGCAAAGGAAGAUAACUACUAUCCCCAUGGCAGGGUUCAACGUUUUAUGUGGGACAGUCUUUACACAGUUGCUGAACCUCUUCUUAAGAUCUGGCCCUUCAAGAAGAUCAGAGACAAUGCUAUUCAAUUUACAAUUGACCAAAUUCAUUAUGAAGAUGAGAACAGUCGCUAUAUUACGAUCGGAUGCGUGGAGAAGCCAUUGAUGAUGCUUGCUUGCUGGGCCGAGGAUCCUAGUGGAGAAGCUUUUAAGAAGCAUAUUCCUAGAGUUACAGAUUAUAUAUGGCUUGGAGAGGAUGGAAUCAAGAUGCAGAGUUUUGGCAGCCAGUCAUGGGAUUGUGCUCUUGUAAUUCAAGCUUUGCUUGCUGGGAAUCUCAAUGCUGAAAUGGGACCUGUACUUAAGAAAGCACACGAAUUCCUGAAGAUAUCUCAGGUGAGGAUCAAUACUUCCGGCGACUACUUAGCUCAUUUCCGUCACAUCUCUAAGGGAGCAUGGACUUUCUCUGAUCGGGAUCAUGGAUGGCAAGUUUCCGAUUGUACUGCAGAGGCAUUGAGGUGUUGCUGCCUGUUUGCAAAUAUGUCCCCAGAAGUUGUUGGUGAGCCAAUGGAAGCUGAGUGUAUGUAUGAUGCUGUCAAUGUCAUAAUGUCUCUUCAGAGUCCAAACGGUGGUGUAUCAGCCUGGGAGCCAACAGGAGCACCAAAAUGGUUAGAGUGGCUCAACCCCGUGGAAUUUCUCGAGGACCUUGUCAUCGAAUACGAGUACAUCGAGUGCACUUCAUCUUCAAUCCAGGCCUUAAUUUUGUUCAGGAAGUUGUACCCUGGGCACAGAAGGAAAGAGAUCAACAAUUUCAUCACAAGGGCUGCAGACUACAUUGAAGACAUACAAUAUCCUGAUGGCUCAUGGUAUGGAAACUGGGGAAUCUGCUUUGUGUAUGGUACCUGGUUUGCAAUCAAAGGGUUGGAGGCUGCAGGCAGAACAUACAACAAUUGCGAGGCAGUACGCAAAGGUGUUGACUUUUUGCUCAAAACUCAAAGGGAAGAUGGUGGUUGGGGAGAGCACUACACCUCAUGCACAAACAAGAAAUAUACAGCUCAAGACAGUACAAAUUUGGUUCAAACUGCACUUGGACUGAUGGGUCUGAUUCAUGGCCGGCAGGCUGAGAGAGAUCCAACUCCUAUUCACCGUGCUGCAAGGGUGUUGAUGAACAGUCAAUUGGAUGACGGUGAUUUCCCCCAACAGGAACUUAUGGGAGUUUUUAUGAGGAAUGCCAUGUUGCACUAUGCAGCAUAUAGGAAUAUCUUCCCAUUGUGGGCUCUCGGAGAAUACCGUACACUGGUUCAGUUGCCUACCAAAAAGAUUUGAGACUAGAACCACAAGCAAAGGAGUUCAUGGACUUGCCAAUACAACCAGAACCAAUAAAAGCUUGUUCUAGUUGGGCCAUAUUUUGUCUUUUGUUAUUUUAUGUUUGUAGAGUUUGAUGUACUUGUAACCGCUUAAGAAUGAAUAAUCUAUGCAUAUAUAUAAAUAUAUUGUAUCUUGCUUAUACACAGAUGUAUCAUCUAUGAGGCACAAGGCUUCAAUAAAGUAAAUGAAUAUGAGUUUUCCUUGUAACU
This is a messenger RNA of Prunus mume (Japanese apricot), 2857 nucleotides long. Lineage: Eukaryota; Viridiplantae; Streptophyta; Magnoliopsida; Rosales; Rosaceae. The record is from RefSeq and is a predicted model, not a curated record.